Triplophysa dalaica is the source of this 2028-nucleotide messenger RNA. It is a transcript of the gene htr2aa, whose product is annotated as 5-hydroxytryptamine (serotonin) receptor 2A, genome duplicate a. The transcript is spliced from 3 exons. Gene Ontology annotation, biological process: chemical synaptic transmission; G protein-coupled receptor signaling pathway, coupled to cyclic nucleotide second messenger. Gene Ontology annotation, cellular component: plasma membrane; dendrite. The record is from RefSeq and is a predicted model, not a curated record. NCBI's taxonomy places the organism in Eukaryota, Metazoa, Chordata, Actinopteri, Cypriniformes, Nemacheilidae. Gene Ontology annotation, molecular function: G protein-coupled serotonin receptor activity; neurotransmitter receptor activity. Bases 1 to 1461 code for a protein of 486 amino acids.
AUGAACUUGAAUCUCAACGUUUCCAAACUUCUGCCAAAAACUGUCUUCACCUCCAAUUUGAUGCCGUUUGAUGACUGGACACCCAGCCCAGACAUCAUGCUGGGUAAUGCAGUUCAUAACAGUUCAUAUAGUUGUAACAGAAGCUUGGCUGAAACCGAAGCAUCUCUCUUUCCUAAUCUAUCAAGCAGUGGAACUUCCAGUGAACAGACAGAACUCCUGUCGUGGCAAAGGUGCAACGGGGAGAUGAGCAAAAAGGAGUUAGUUCGAAAAAACUGGGCUGCACUUUUGAUCUUGUUUGUGGUCAUUGUUACGGUUACUGGAAACAUUUUAGUAAUCAUGGCAGUCAAUCUGGAACGAAAAUUGCAAAAUGCCACCAAUUACUUCCUCAUGUCACUGGCAGUGGCAGAUAUGCUACUAGGACUUCUGGUCAUGCCUGUCUCCAUGGUGACUAUUGUGUAUGGUUAUUCAUGGCCCCUCCCUGCUGCAAUAUGUCCCUUGUGGAUCUAUCUGGACGUUCUCUUUUCUACCGCCUCCAUCAUGCACCUGUGUGCCAUCUCCCUGGACCGUUAUGUGGCCAUCCGCAACCCUAUCCGACACAAUCGGUCAAACUCACGCUCCCGAGCCCGGGCCAAGAUCACUGCGGUCUGGACCAUCUCUGCGGGCAUCUCUAUGCCAAUCCCAGUGCUGGGUCUGCGAGACCACUCCAAAGUUUUCAAAGAUGGCAGCUGCCUAUUGACUGACAACUCCUUUGUGCUGAUUGGAUCUUUUGUGGCCUUCUUUGUGCCAUUGACCAUCAUGGUGGUGACCUACUUCCUGACUAUCAGUGCUCUGCAGAGCGAGGCUACGGUAUGCCUGGAUCAGCUGGUGCCCCGUCCCAAAUGGAGCACUGGAUUCGGCCUAAACUUCCUUCCUGGCCCUGCGUUCUCUCCGUCAGAAAAAAAACUAAUUUUCCGUCGCUCGAUAAGUCGCGAGGUGGAGUCCGGGAUGGGCACUCCUCCUUUUGGACGUCACACUGUGCAAUCGAUCAGCAAUGAGCAGAAGGCCUCCAAAGUUCUGGGUGUGGUCUUCUUCCUGUUUGUGGUCAUGUGGUGUCCGUUUUUCAUCACCAAUGUAUUGGCAGUGGUCUGCGAGCCGAAAGUGUGCGACACUGAUGUCAUGAAUGGCCUGUUGAAUGUGUUUGUGUGGGUGGGCUACCUUUCCUCCGCUGUCAACCCUUUGGUCUACACGCUAUUCAAUAAGACUUACCGCUCAGCCUUUGCCAGAUAUAUCCAAUGCCAGUUUCAUGGGGAGAGGAAAUCGCUGCAGCUAAUUCUGGUUAAUACCAUUCCACCAAUGGCCUAUCAGUCCACACACCUGCCGCUCACCGGAUCAAUAGGAAACGGAGAUUUCUCGCUUCCUCUGUCCAAUAAAAAACACCAUCUGUCCAAAACCAGCAAAAAUGAGUGUGUUAGUUGCUUGUAAAUUCACUUGAGAAAAUGGGAACAUUAACCCCAGAUUGGAAUCAAAAAUGACUUUUUUCUGGAAUUUUGUUUGGCAUUCCUUCCCAAUAUCUUCUACACACAGUCCAGAUUGACAUGGCCUAUGUGAUAUCAAUAUUUAAACCCCAACUACAUUGACAAACAAACAACAGUACAGUCCCUGAUUUUAUCUCAGGAUAGGAGACAUCAAGACUCUGAGUGACCUGAGCCACUCCUGACCUCAUCAUAAGCUCGACUGAAAAGGUCAGCAUUGGUCACCAGCAUACGUUGGGGUUUGGAUGAUGAUGCCCAAGAUGGGAUGUUGGCAUGAUGGUGUAUCCAAGCUACUUAAUUAAAAGAUCAUACUGACCAACCAGCACCAGUUCAUGAUAGUCUAAACUGGUCUUUUCAGAUGGGUGAACCUAGAUGCAAGUUGAAUCAAUGGAAUAAAACCCAUUGGGUUAUACAAAUUGUAUAUACAUGUUGAGUAAGAGUUGUGGUUUGAUGUCCAAACGUUUAGUUUUGUAUGUAGCACUUUAUAUUUCAAAAGGUAGAAUCUAGAUUUAUUGUA